Pelecanus crispus (Dalmatian pelican) is the source of this 681-nucleotide messenger RNA. RefSeq names its product receptor-transporting protein 3-like. NCBI's taxonomy places the organism in Eukaryota, Metazoa, Chordata, Aves, Pelecaniformes, Pelecanidae. Gene Ontology annotation, molecular function: olfactory receptor binding. Gene Ontology annotation, biological process: detection of chemical stimulus involved in sensory perception of bitter taste; protein insertion into membrane; protein targeting to membrane. The record is from RefSeq and is a predicted model, not a curated record.
AUGGGAACCUGGCAGGACCUUUUUGCAGCGAAGAUUGCAGAUAUGCACUUAACAGAGCCGUGGACGCUUCAGGAGGAUGAUAGCCUGCAGGUGCAUGUCCUCAAGCCUGGCUGGAAGGAGUUUGUGCAGCGCCGUGCACUUGGGAGGUUUCGGUGCUCCCAGUGCUUUCAUGAGUGGUCCUCGGCUAAAGCACACAUCCUGUUCCACAUGCACCGGCACAGGGGCCAGGGCAUGGUAUUGAUGCGAGCCUUUCGCCAGGCAUGCAGGCGGUGUCCCGACCCCCAGCUGGAGGAGCCGGAAUUCAGCAAGGAGACCAUGGAGAGGCUUCUGCACAACCUGGUGCUAAAGAUCCUCAAGUACUUCUACCACCUGCCCAUCCAGCCCGCCAACCUCCUGGAAGUUGUGGUGGAUGCACCAGUGGCGGGGCCGCAUGACAUGCCAGCACGCGCUGUAGAAAAAGGCACGCAGGAGCUGGAGAAGAACCGUGUGGCCACUCAAGCCCAGCCCCUAGGAGAGAUGGACCCACUGUGGAUGGACACCUGGAGGGACAUAUUUUAUGAUCUGAUAGAUGAGAAGCCAGAGGAUGAGUGGGACCUGAAGAUGGUCCAGGGUCUCACUCCCAAAGUCCUCCCCUGGGGCUGGAUGCAGGUGGUGGAGGAGCAUGGUUGGCCAGCUCCCUAG